Messenger RNA from Stegastes partitus (bicolor damselfish), 963 nucleotides. It is a transcript of the gene exosc3, whose product is annotated as exosome component 3. NCBI's taxonomy places the organism in Eukaryota, Metazoa, Chordata, Actinopteri, Pomacentridae. The transcript has 4 exons. The coding region runs from base 45 to 779 and encodes 244 amino acids. Gene Ontology annotation, biological process: CUT catabolic process; U4 snRNA 3'-end processing; nuclear polyadenylation-dependent rRNA catabolic process. Gene Ontology annotation, cellular component: nuclear exosome (RNase complex); cytoplasmic exosome (RNase complex). Gene Ontology annotation, molecular function: RNA binding. The record is from RefSeq and is a predicted model, not a curated record.
CCGGCCUCACGCUGAUCUCGGUCCGUGUUAUUCGGACCUGCAGCAUGUUCUCCAGUCUGAAGCGGCGGGUCGACGAGGUUCUCCUACCGGGGGACGAGUUCUCCUUCGAGGCCGACGACACCAUCUCUCUGACGGAGCCCGCGAAGCCGGAGAAGGCGGUGUGCGGUCCGGGGCUGCGGCGCAGCGGAGACCGGCUGGUGGUGUGCAAGAGCGGCGUGCUGCGGCACAAAGCGCCCAACGUGUUCUGGAUCGACUCCCAGCAGCGACGGUAUGUCCCCGCCAAAGGAGAGAGCGUCAUCGGCAUCGUCACGGCCAAAUCCGGAGACGUCUUCAAGGUGGACGUGGGGGGAAGCGAGCAGGCAUCUCUGUCCUACCUGGCGUUUGAGGGCGCCACCAAGAGGAACCGACCCAACGUCCAGGUGGGCGACCUGCUGUUCGCUCAGUUCAUCAUAGCCAAUAAGGACAUGGAGCCGGAGCUGGCCUGUAUCGACAGCUCAGGACGAGCCAAUGGGAUGGGAGUGUUUGGAGCCGGAGGUCUGCUGUUCAGAGUCUCUCUGGGGCUGGUCAGAAGGCUGCUGGCCCCACAGAGUGAGGUCCGGUCCGACCUGGAGACGCUGUUCCCUUGCGAGCUGGUGGUCGGCAUGAACGGCCGGCUCUGGGUCAAGUCCUCAAGCAUCCAGCAGACCCUGAUCAUCGCGAACCUGCUGCAGAGCUGCGACACGAUGACGGCCCAGCAGAGGAAGCAGCUGUUCAGAAAGGUCCAGCAGGGGGCGCUGUAGACCUCAUGGGCUGGUUGAGCUCUGUUUCAGAGCUUCAGUGGGACUCAUGUGAGAGGAUUUCACAUAAUGAACAGAAGAUGGUUUGGGACUGUCGGUCAGCAGCCAGCAAGAAAAUCUGUUUGAAAGGCUUCGAGGUCGUUUUUUUUGCUCUCAGUUCAUUUCACAUAAAAACAAGCACAUGUGA